UGAGUGGCGUUACGGACUGGCCCCAUUAGUUUGGAUUUUCCAAGCAAUACUGAAAAUUCACGCUUAAAUUCAAACUGUGCCAUGCUAAAACUCAGGGACAUUAUAUAUUUCGUUCUCCUCACCGGAAUACACGUCUGUGCAGUGAUCCAGCCCACGGUUGAGGUCAAUGCUAAACUCAAUUGGAGCAGCUCGAACGUGGACCGUAGCCUGCGGCUGAACGUUGGUUACCAGUACAAGCCCUUGAUGCUGACCCGGUCCAUGAUGUACUCUCUGCUGACGAUGAUUGGGCUGUGGCAUGGGCGCCAUCGAGAUGCAGUGAAGCGGGCGGAGAAGAGGCAGGAUGAGAUCGAGCGGCGGGCACGGCGGGGAAGCAUUCUCAUUAGAUCCUACUCCAGCCAGCUGGAAAGAGCGCGGCAGCUAAUGAACGAGUGGGUGCGCCGGCAAAAGGAGGCGUCCUUAUCGGACCUCCAAGAGGACGAGGCUGCGCUUGACGCGGAGCUGAAUCAGUCGGAGGGCUCCUAUUUUCCUUGGAGGAAGUUCCUCCUCAUUGCCCUGCCCUGGACGCUGACGUUUGUCGUCGCCGGAAUGCUCAACUACGGCCGGCUAUAUCUGGUCAUCCAGAACUUUAGCCUCACCCACUGGCAGACGGUCAUGCUCUAUGCGAAGAUCCAGAUGCUCUUCCUGCACCGCAUGAUUGAGGUGUCCUUGGCUUCCUACUGGCGGCAGUUUCCCGUCACUGUGGACAACUACAUCAGCCUCGAGACGCAUCUGCUGGCAACGGAAUGAGCUCUGUUCCCACACAUAUCCUGCCUCCAAUCAGAACUCGAUUCAUGUAGUGUUGGGCCUAUGCUAGUCCCUCCGUCCACCCCAAAAAAAGACCCCUUUGCCAUAAAUAAAAGGCGUUUCGAAUCAACAACAAGCCAACUUUGGCAAAUAUUUCAAAA
Messenger RNA from Drosophila persimilis, 944 nucleotides. RefSeq lists its product as uncharacterized. The record is from RefSeq and is a predicted model, not a curated record. The transcript has 2 exons. The coding region runs from base 82 to 786 and encodes 234 amino acids. NCBI's taxonomy places the organism in Eukaryota, Metazoa, Arthropoda, Insecta, Diptera, Drosophilidae.